AUGGACGACUUCUUCGAAGCCACCGACGACAUCGACACCGCAGUGAAAAUCAUAGAAGACCUUCGAUACGUACUACAACAAGGAAGCUUCAACCUGACGGAGUGGAUCACUACGGAUCAUAGAAUUCUGCAAGCAAUAGCAGAGGAACAUAGAUCCAUCACCAUAGACGAAAUCAACGACCCCAAAAUCUUCAAGCGAAUUCUCGGAAUACGAUGGAGAGUAAGUAACGAUACACUCAGCUUCACUACUGACAAACUACACGAACUCUUCCAGAAGAAACCUACACAACGGAACCUACUUCGCGCAGCUUCUUCAAUCUUUGACCCAAUUGGAAUAGCAGCACCUAUUACAAUUCGACUACCAAUAAUCCAGCAAGCAAUUUGGAGAAAAGGAAUGAAGUGGGACGACCAAAUGACACGAGAAAUGAUACCUGAACUGUUUGAGCUUCUCGACGAGAGAAACGAUCUACAGACAGUGGGAAUACCCCAACACUAUUUUGGAUACAGCUACGACAACAUCGCUCUUCAUGUUUUUUCAGCUGCCUCCUACAGCGCCCUAGCAGCAGUCGCUCAUUUUGUCUACAGCAACAGUGCCACUCGGCAAAUCUGCAGCGCCUUUGUUCUAGGAAAAGCUCGAGUGGCUCCUUUAAAACAACACACAAUAACUAAAUUGGAACUACAAGCCGCAGUUUUUGGUGCUCGCCUCGCAAAUUUCAUUCGCAGAGAACAAAGGACUGACAUCAACUCUACGCAUAUGUGGACAGACAGCACAACAGCGCUUCAAUGGAUACAGGGAUCUGAUAAACGACAACAAAUUUUUGUGGCUCACAGAGUUACAGAAAUUUUAGAAAGCACCCAAGCGAGUCAAUGGAAUCAUUGCCCAGGACCCCUAAAUCCAGCAGACGACGGAACCCGUGGAAUACCCCUAUCAGAAUUCAGUAACAAGUCAAGAUGGUUCACCGGACCAAAAUUCAUAUGUGAACCAGAAUGCAACUGGCCAAAGCUACAGUUAAUCGACGCCAAUACGGAUACCUUGCAACUCAACGAUCAAACUGGACAAAUGGAUGAAAUAGCAACAACCCCAAUGCUAGCUUUUCAAGCUUCCACCGAAAAGACUGAACAAAGCUUCAUCGAUUACAGCAUAUUCUCCAAAUGGACAAGAAAUCUCAGAACAACUGCAUAA
This is a messenger RNA of Symsagittifera roscoffensis, 1182 nucleotides long. RefSeq lists its product as uncharacterized. Lineage: Eukaryota; Metazoa; Xenacoelomorpha; Acoela; Convolutidae. The transcript has a single exon. The coding region runs from base 1 to 1182 and encodes 393 amino acids. The record is from RefSeq and is a predicted model, not a curated record.